Procambarus clarkii (red swamp crayfish) is the source of this 6867-nucleotide messenger RNA. The record is from RefSeq and is a predicted model, not a curated record. Lineage: Eukaryota; Metazoa; Arthropoda; Malacostraca; Decapoda; Cambaridae.
CACACGAAAGAUUUCACAGUAGUAGUCCACGAGGAAAGGCGUGUGGAUGUAGAGUGUUUUACUCUCGAAGUUUGUGAAAUAUAUUGGUUCAUGCAUCGUACCCAAGACAAGUGUUGAUAUAAGUUGGCAUCUAAACCAAAAGUUAAAGUAUUUAGCGUAUUAAAGGGAAGAAAAAACCCACAAAUAAAUACAUUCCGUCUUUGGAUAGUUUGCUAAUGUUGUGUUGAAUAUCUUGUACAGUGACGGACUAUCAGUGGUUUUUAAGGUACGUUGCAACACCUGCCACUGCUGGCUGUAGCAUCUGGCUGACGGGAGAGCGGGUGUGGGCGCCAUGGUGAUGGUGCUGCGUCGGGUUCGAGUGAGGCAUCUGGCCGGCGUGUGAAGCACCUGGAAGGAAACCUUACACGGAAGGAAGGAAGGAAGGAAGCUACAAGAAUGAUGCGUUUGUUCCGUCGUCGGCACAGUGAUCCACGUCUAGCAGCCUCACCCUCCAAGGAUGGUGGUGGAGGUCAAAAGGGCAGGGCCGCCGCCCCUGCUGCUGCGCCACAGGCGAGUAAGGGACAAGCCAGGACUCCGUCGACGCCCGCGGCGGGGGACAAGGUGGUGGUGGCGGCGGUGACGAAGGGGGAGGAAGUCAAAAGGAAGGGGGGAACGUCUCGCUACCAGACUGUGACGGCCGUACCCGCCAGGGUUCUCCACCUUCCCGCCCCUGACGCCGCCAUACACUGUCCUCCCGCCUCCACCACUUCCACCACCUCAUCCACCGCCGCCUCAACCACAGCCUCCACCACCUCAACCACAGCCUCCACCACCUUAACCACAGCCUCCACCACCUCAACCACAGCCUCCACCACCUCAAGCACCACCUCGAGCACCGCCUCGAGCACCACCGCCUCAGCCACACCUAAGACGCCAAAGAAAGGUCUGGCGACGUGGGGCAGGCGUGUGGGGAAGAAGCUGGAGCAGCUCACCCGCACACCCAGCAAGGAGAAGGUCAACUCUGGCGGGUUCUCCAGGUCCAGCUCCACCAGGUCUGUGAGCACGGCGAGCGCGUCGCCGUCGUCGCCACUACCAGGGUUAUCGUGGGGAGGAAGGUCGGUGCCAGGCACGCCCUCGCCGGAGAGUCGCAGCGGAGAGUGUCGUCAGCUGUACCGCUCCUGCUCGGCGUCGCAGCUGGGCACGUACCUGGCAGCCGAGGACCCUGCAGCUGGCCUGGACCUCACCCGAACUCCACCCCACACCACUCCCCCCAACACCGCCGCCAUCUACCUCCCCACCAAAACCGUCAGCUGUGAGAAUAUCUCCUCGCUGGGAGGUGCCAGAGCUUCCUUCCCUCAUGCCUUCCUCCGCUCCCGCCCUCCUACCUCCCAGCAGCAGCCUCAGGAGCUGGCCGCCCAAGCUCCCAGUGACACACCGACGCGCCCUUCCAGCAGACGGAUGACCACGCUGCGGGACUCCGUCUGCGACGAAGACACCAGAGAACUGAUACGACAAAAAUUAAGAGCUGUAUCGGAAGAGAACUGCGCCAUCAGCCCUGCCCAUCGAGGGAUUAGUGGCCUCAAACUGCGACUGCACCCAAUUCCCGCACCUCUUCAGCCGCGAACUCGCUCCUUCUCGGCGACUACCAUCACAGAAACCGACGUCAUUUUCUCAUCCACUCAACAAGAGGCGAAGCAACAAGCAUGUCCGCCCCAACGGCCCCACAGGUACCGGAGUCGCAGUGAGCAGAGGUCAGCGGCCGUGUACCUGAGCAGCAACGAGAGCGGCUACGAAAGUGACGGGGGAGGCGCUCGCCACGAGUCGCCCAAAGCUCGGGUGAAGAAGACAGAGAGCGACGCCGACUCAGGCGUCAGCACAGAGAGCCACUCGGAGACCAACUCUGACUCUGGCUCCUUCACUGGUGCUGACCACCCUGCCUUCGAUCAUUACUCUAAACUAGACAAUUAUGCCAGACUGGAGAAGUAUGUGAAGCCCGAUAAUUAUCCAAAUCUUGACAACUAUGCUAAACCUAAUAAUUAUCCUAAUCUUGAUCAUUACAGUAAACCAGAUAAUUAUCCUAAUCUCGAUAAUUACUCUAAACCCGAUUACUCCAAGCUGGAUGACAUGCCAAAAGUAGAGUUGAGAAGCAAGUCGAGCAGCUACCACGAGUCACAGCCGACGACACCACAGUGUGGCGAGGACUACCCGGACUAUGGCAGAGCCUCGCACUAUAGCCGUCACCAGACUGAGCACCAGCCUGCUACCCCGCUUGUUCACAACUUGACUGACGAGGAGAAACUGGUCCCAAGUCGUCCUCGGGGUCCACGGCGGCUGUCUGACCCUCAGGACCUCAUCAUUCGUCGCCAGAGGUUCUUGGCCUCUCAGUUGGAGCGCCGCACCUCACCGCUAAGUCCGCUACGCGGUGCUCUCAGCGUGUUCAGAGAGUCUGGCGAGGAUGGGGAAGGUCCGUGUCCAUGGUGGGAGGGCAGCACGCCUCUACGGGGACACCUGAGGAGCCAGGCGUCCUCCAGACCAGUCUCCGAUACCUAUUCUUCAGCGCCACUCUCCUUGCCGGUGUCCCUGGCGCACUCGCCCACGCCGCGCACGUUUCGGCUGAUGCGGCUGGUGAAGGACCACACUGGGGAACUGGGCAUCUACAUCACUGCCCGCAGGAACUCCCGCGGUGCCACCACAGGAUACGUCAUCGCUCACAUAGAGAAGAACGGCCUCACAGACAGGGAUGGCCGCUUCCGUGUGGGCGACGAGAUCAUCAACGUGAACGGACGGCGUCUGCGCGGGGUGACGCUGGACGAGGCGCGACACAUCUUGCGCAGCACGCCUAAGGAGGUGGACAUCGUCAUCGCCAGGGAAGUGGACCUUCAGCACCACCGAGAGUACAACGCCGCCUAUGCCCCCGCCCAAGAUGGCAAGACCGUCGAGGCGGAGGCCGCUCAGAGGCUGAGCGAAGCAUGCGGCGAGCUUUAUGCUGCCGACAGAGCCUUUAGGAGCGAGCUUCUGAGCAACGAGGAGGUUCUUGGAGUGAGACGGGAGCACCUUGAUGGCUACACCUCUGGUAGCUUCCCGCGCAGGAGAGGAUCUUACUCGGAUUAUGACGAAUACGCGGACUACACCACCUUGGCGCCGAUGGAGUCUUACCUACCGGGUUAUGACCCAUCAAGAGCCACGGUGUCUGUGUCUGGCCCCGUGUCCGUCACAGUUCCUAUGCUGGAAAGCCCAGCUUCUCUUCCAUCCAACCUUCCAGCGUCUAUGCCAUCGUCCCCUGCCACUACAACCAACUCGACCACCUUAUCGUCCUCAGAGCACACCCGCAGUGAUUACUAUGAAACGUACGAGUCUAGAAAGUGUAAUCUUCCUCGCUAUGUUAACGGCGAAGCCAGAUAUUCCUCCUCGCACGACGUGAGAAAUGCAAAUGACGUGAGAUACUCUUCAGCCAGUGAUGUGAGACUUUGUGGCAAUAAGGCUUUUUUCAGUGACAUUUACAAGUCGAAACUCAUACAUGUGGAGCCUGAGGACUGCCAGGUGCGAGAAUAUAGACCCUCUAGUAUGAUUCAAAGGUUACAGGCGACGCCCCAGAAGCAGUUGUUGAUAGAAACUAAGUCCUUCCCCAGCAGGAAGUGCCCGCCGGUCACCCAAAGAUUAUCAUGUCCACCGGGAUCUGUCAAACUUCCCAGCCCCUCGAGGUCAGAGCCCCGGGGACUCAGUUCGACACUGCCGCGACGUCCCAAGUCUGUCUCCAUGUCGGUGCAAACAGUAGCUUUCGAGAAGGGCCGCGGCAGGAAGUCACUUGGGUUCUCUAUCGUCGGCGGGCGGGACUCCCCGAAGGGCAGCAUGGGCAUCUUCGUCAAGACCAUUUUCCCCAACGGUCAGGCUGCCGAGGAGAACAAACUCAAGAACGGUGACGAGAUCUUGGCGGUGAAUGGCAAGACGCUCUCUGGCCUGAGUCACGCAGAGGCCAUCGCGGUCUUCAGGUCCAUCCGCGCCGGCAAGGUGAUCAUGCACGUGGGCCGCAGGACCUCCUCCAGCACAAGGUCUUCAAAGUCAAAAUCUUGUGACGAGUUGGACAAGAUGGAAUAGAAGAAACACUGCAGUAGUCUCCAGGACGUGUUCCUGACGUGUCCCUGACGGCUGGGACGAGGGUAUCCCCUGCCGCCUCAGAUCUUACACUCAAGAUACCUGCCAGAUGUUUUGUAUUACUAAACACUUAACAAAGUGUCGAGUGUGUCCAUUGUGUGGCUAACCAAGCAUAGAGCCAAAAAAACAGUAGUCACCACGAAGACUGUCAAGCGGUUCGACUAAAAAUGUUGACUUGGUGGAAUGACAAGGUGGAAUUGUCACUGAAAAACGGACGAAACAGUAUUAUCUUCUGGAGUGAAAUAGCGUUGGGUUUUGUAUGGAAGGAGAGUGUCGAAGAGUCCAACCCCUCGCAGUUGUCACCCUAUAUAAUGUGUUCUGACGACCUGUGUGACUAUGCACACAGUAAAGUUUAAACAAUCGAUAUUAAAGGGUGAGGUUCAUAACGCAGGCUUUUGAACGUUAUACUUACUGAGAGACUUGUGGCGUGCUGUUGACUUAUUCUUGAUACUGCACUAGAAGCACCAAGAAUCUGAGCCAAUAGGGUGUGUGGGGUUGCCUUUAAGGAAGUGAUGUGGUCAGUGAACCAAUACAGCGGAUUGUACAGUGAAGGUCUGACUCUUGAAGUGAAAUGGAAGAGGUUGCACCAAAGGGACAAUUUGUUGGUGGAAGUCUCAGCAUCAUCCCAAGUAGAGGAGAGUGGGACAUGGACCGUCCCUUUUUUGGUUUUGAGCCGGGUGGAAAUCUGUAAAAGGAAUGGUUGUGGUCGACCAGGCACAUGUACCCAACUUAAAUGUACAGGGCUACUUAUCAAUGUUGAGAGGUCCGCACACAUACUGGUAGUCGCCUGGAUGUAGCGGGCUACUUGUCAAAGUAUUUCGUAUACAUCCGAUUUUAAACAGUCGUAUUUUGGACGUAGUAAAGGAGACCCAACCCUGGAAACACAAACCGAAACUGUCUCUAUUUUCCGCUUGUUACAACUUGUAAUAAAGUUAUUACAUCUUGGCUUAACCUGUUUAUGACUUAUUAGAACGUUGUUACAACUUGCUAUAUUGAUUGUUAUAACUGGUUAGGAAGUGUUAAAACUUGUUCGAACGUUGUACCAACGUCGUAGUUUCGGUGUGCGUUUGGCGGGAAGUCUUUCCUGAGCAUUUUCAUGUAGUUUCUGACAUGAGAGAUCACCUUUCCAGUAAGUGUUCUCAAUUAACCUUUCAGGGAUCUCAACAUCCAUAUGUACUUGCCUACUUGUGACACUUAUUCCAAGUUGCUUCCUAGUCAUUCCAGUAUAUGUACUCGCCUAUUCAUACUUAAUUGCAUCAUACUUAAGAGUUCAUCUUUCCAGCAUAUGUACUUGCCUCUCUGUUUUUGUCCAUUAGUAUUUCUCAUACCAUUCCAGAUAUUUUCCCAAACAAUUCCUAAUUAUUUCAGUGUGAGUGCAAGAAUGAGAGUGAGAGCAAGUGUAGGUGAACCUGAGUGUUCUCGCCUAGUUGUGCUUGCAGGGGGUCAAGCUUCAGCUCUCUGGUCCACCGUUUUAGCUGCGAAUCUAUUGGUGUACAGGUUCUCAAGCAUACUGAGCUCUAUUAUAUCUACAUUUGAAACUGUGUAUGGAGUCAGCCUCCACCACAUCACUUCUUAAUGCCCUUCAUUUAUUAACUACUCUGAAACUGAAAAAAGUUCUUUCUAAUGUCUGUGUUGCUCAUUUGGGAACACGGCUUCCACCUGUCCCGUAGUGCGAAUACCACCCUUGGGGACGACUGUUUGAAAUCGGAUGUAUACAAAAUGCUAUGACGUGUAUAUCCACUCUCUACUGAUAAGUAGCCUGAUACAUCUUGGUGAGCUACCCGGGUCCAGCUGACCACAACCAUUCCAGAUUACCACCCAGCUCCAAACCUAAAAAAGGACGGUCUACGUCGCACUUUCCUCUACUUUUCCCAUGGACAACAGAUACUUGUAGAAAUGUAAAUAGCUCGACCUUGUUCUUUUGCGAGGCAGCAAGCCAUGUUCUGAAAAUUGACAAAUAUUUCUUAGGUAAGUGAAGGUAUGAACAACUGAAUUAGUUUUCAAAUUGUAUGGUAGUGAAAAAUAAUUUGUACAGGUUCGAUUCCCCACUGCAGGACAGAGACGUUUGGGAAACAUAUCCUUUCACCUGAUACUGCUGUUCAUCUAGCAGUAGUAGUUGGCUAACAGUUGUGGUUACGACUAACUUGGGGAAGGUUAGUCGUUCGCCUAGGGAAGAGGGGGCAAGUGUUGGGGACCUCGUUAAAAGUAACAAGCUUCCUGUCCCUGAGAAUAAGAGUUUAUGUACCAGGUGAAUCCCUUCUCUCGUGUGUGUCGACAGGUGUAUUCCUGCCUUGUGUAUGUGUGGAGAUGGGUAUAUUCCUGGCUUCGUGCGCGCGUGUGUGUGUAGGCGGGUGUAUGCCUGUGUUAGGGUGGUGCAACAUUAAAGUUAAUAUAUUUUGUUUAAUCUAGAAGUUGCUGGCAUAAGUACAAUAUAGUUACUUAACUUCCAAUUAAGUUCCUCUUGCGCACACACACAUACACACUAUAAUUAUAGUGUUUCUUUUCCCGACAGUUGAGAGACGGGACCAAAGAGCCAAAGCUCAACCCCGCAAGCACAACUAGGUGAAUACGUGCGCGAGCACACGUGUACACACACACACGAGAGAUGUACAGACGUUAAUUGUGCACCUUCUUCUCUUCACUUUAUUCCAUAUAUUUUUGUUACCCAAUUUUGGUUCUAGUCUUCUUUAUUAUCAACUGUUGUCGUUUUGUAAAAUAAAAUUUCUGUUGAGCCUC